Molecule: messenger RNA, 2757 nt
Organism: Triticum dicoccoides
Lineage: Eukaryota; Viridiplantae; Streptophyta; Magnoliopsida; Poales; Poaceae
Exons: 4
Coding region: 716-2518 (600 amino acids)
Source: RefSeq, a predicted model, not a curated record
UCCGGGGCUCGGAGAGGCCAGGAUCCUCCUUCGAUCUGAGCAAACAAAUUCCACCUUCCAGAUCAAGGUGAUUGUGUUGAUUCUGCUGCUCUUUCCAAGCCAUUGAGUCAUGCCCGAGGAAAGAGUCAGCUGAACAGGAACGUGUACCUGUACUUCUACUGAAACUUAACGACACUGCUCCUCAAAGAAAGAUGGUUAUUAUACUACUGCACAACUCUUACAAAUGCAAGGAAUGGUUGUGUCCACUACUUCAGGCACUGAACUCAUCUUGGAGGAGUGGGAAAACUAUACCUUUCAUUUUUACACGUUCAACAAACGUUUUGCAGAAAUUGGUGGUUGCUGGUAAGCUGGUUGCUUGGUUACUUUGAGUCUGAUCAUUCAUUCACAGAAGUGGUGUUUGUUGUACCAUACCAAAGCUUUCCGGUGGCUGCAGUUUGCAGUUUGCACGCCUUCUCGACAGAAAUGCAGCACGAGCACUAGCAGCAGUGCUGCACUCCAUCACCCCAAGCUUGCAGUUUGUGCAGUCGUGUUGUCCAGCUGCGGAGUAUUAGAGUAUAUCUUCGGUUUGUAUAUUUGGUAAUUCAAAUUGUAAUCUAUCUCUACUAUCCUUGGCCCCCAAGUUUUGUAACUUAUAUAAACAGCCCUUUGAGGCCCUAAUACAUAUUCAGAAUUCAAUACUCUUCAUGGUAUCUGUCGCCUAGGUUAUCCCUUCCUCAUGGCCUCUCCGCCGGCCCCUCCACCUCUCCCGGCGCGGCCUCUCUUUACCGCGGCCGAGUUCAACGCCGCCAGAUCGCCUUCUGCCUCCUCUUCCUCCUCCAACCCUAGUUCCCUUACCCACCACCAAUAUGCCAUUCCGCCACCAACAAUCUCUCUAGCAGAUACAAUUGCCGAUGUUGCGCCGUUCAUACCCAUCUCGCUUGAUCUGGCUGCCCACAAUUACUACCAUUGGCGCCAUCUCUUCCACAUCCACCCUGGCCGCUGCGGUCUACGCCACCAUAUUCAUCCAUCCUCUGUCCCGCAGCCUGCCAGUCCUCGUUGGGUGAAGGACGAUCUUACGAUCAUCCAAUGGAUUUAUACUCGGAUCUCCACCGAGCUUUUCAAUCUUGUCUCCAACGACGACGCCACCGCAGCCGAUCUUUGGGCCGCCCUCCAACAACUGUUUCAAGACAACUCCGACGCCCGCAUCAACGCUCUUCACACCGAGCUCCGCAACAUCACCCAAGGAGACUCCCCGGUCACCGUCUUCUGCCAGCGGAUCAAGUCGAUCGGUGAUGAACUCCGGCAACUUGGCGAUCACGUCGACGACCGCGUUCUUAUAAACGCUCUUCUCGUUGGUCUUGGCGAGCAAUUCGAGAAACAGGUGGCCUUCAUCCCCAUGUUGCGGCCCUACCCGUCCUUCGGCGAGGUGCGCUCUCUCCUUCAGCUCGAGGCUCAGAAUCAAGCUCGCAAGGCCACUCGUCCGCAAGUGUUUCACGCCACCACCAAGUCUUCGGCGCCAGCUCCAUCCACUCCGUCGGCGGCCCCUGUCCAGCCACCUCCAGGCUGGCGCCCGAGCCCUAACUACCGCGGGAAGAAUCCCGUCUACCGGCCGCCCCAGCCUCGCUCGGCCAGCUCCUCGGCAUCAUCAUCGUCUACACCGGCCUCUACUCCAACGGCAUCUACUCCAAUGGCAUGGCACCAGCAGCAAGAUCCCUGGACCGGGCUGGUUCAGGCGUGGCCCAUGCCUUGGUCUGCUCCAUCUCCUUACGGCGCUCCUCCAGCAUACACGGGCGCCUGGAGCCCGGGCCAUCGUCCUGCCACCGGCUCACCUGGUCUCCUCGGACCCCGAUCGCCGGCUCACGUCUACACCGCCACUACUACACCGACCACGUCCGGCGCCCCCAUGAUUCCGCCCGGCUACGCCCUGGUUCCCUAUGCGCCUGGUGCUCCUUCGGCUCCGUCACCGUACGCAUACGGGCAGCAUGCACCAAUGAACAUGCCUGCUCCCUCUCCUACGACAACAUCGCCAAGCUGGGAUCAGGCUGCUUUUAUCGCCGCCAUGAACAAUUUCACCCUCAACAACGAAGGUACGGAUUGGAUUUUCGAUUCUGGUGCAUCUACGCAUAUGUCUUCAACUCUGAAUUUUUUGUCAGCUUGUUUCCCUUCUUCUUUUUCUUCCAUUACCAUUGGUGAUGGUUCUACUAUUCCUGUUUCUUGCACCGGUGAUUCUUACAUCCCCUAUUCUUCCAAAAAAAUUCUCUUACGUAAUAUUCUUGUAGUUCCAUCCUUAAUUACUAAUCUUAUCUCUGUUCGUCAGUUUACCAUUGAUAAUCAAGUUAUUGUGGCAUUUGACCCUUUUGGUUUAUCUAUGAAGGAUCUGACAACAGGUGAGGUUCUAGCUCGGUACAAUAGCACCGGUGAUCUUUAUCCACUUCAUGGCGCCCCCACUUCCACUCCUCGCGCCAUGCUUGCAUCAGUUCAUCUAUGGCAUCGUCGGCUUGGCCAUCCUAAUAAAGCUACACUGUCAUCAUUGUUAUAGGAAUUUAGUAUCCCUAGUUCUAGUGUCCCUCAUGAUUCCUCUCUUUGUAAUGCCUGUCAAUGUGGCAAACAUGUUAGAUUACCUUUUGGUACAUCCUCUACUAUUAGUACUUUUCCUUUUGAAUUGCUACAUUGUGAUCUAUGGACAUCUCCAAUUCCUAGUGUUUCUGGUUACAAAUACUAUCUUGUAAUUCUUGAUGAUUAUUCCCAUUAUAUUUGGACCUUUCCUCUCUGAGCCAA